Messenger RNA from Anopheles bellator, 503 nucleotides. RefSeq names its product large ribosomal subunit protein bL20m (gene mRpL20). The record is from RefSeq and is a predicted model, not a curated record. Gene Ontology annotation, molecular function: structural constituent of ribosome; rRNA binding. The transcript has 3 exons. Gene Ontology annotation, cellular component: ribosome. Lineage: Eukaryota; Metazoa; Arthropoda; Insecta; Diptera; Culicidae. Gene Ontology annotation, biological process: translation; ribosomal large subunit assembly. The coding region runs from base 55 to 450 and encodes 131 amino acids.
UUCGGCACACGUGCUGCGAAAGAGUAAUCGGAGUACUGCAAUACAAUCCAAACAAUGGUGUUCACGUCGAUUGUGAACUUUGUGCGCGCUCGGGGACCAGAUGAGUUCUGGCGAAAGCGUAAAAUCUUCAAACUAAGCGCACACUAUAUCGGGCGCCGGCGAAAUUGUUACUCCAUAGCGAUCCGCAACGUACAUCGUGCGCUCGCAUACGCCACUAAAGGACGCGAACUCAAAAAGCAGGACAUGCGAGAGCUAUGGGCUCAGCGAGUAAAUGCCGGUAGCGAACAACAUGGUUUGCAGUUUGCAGACUUCCAGUACGGUCUCUAUCGGAACGAUGUCCUGCUGAACCGCAAGGUACUGGCGGAUUUGGCCAUCUGGGAACCGAGAACGUUCGAGGCGCUGGCAAAAAUAAGCCAACAAGUGCCGGAGGAAGAACCCAGCGACAAAUGAACCAUGCAUAAAGUGAUGUAGAUUAAACAAUAAAAGUAACAAUAUAAUUGAAA